GUUCAUUCCGAAUCAUACUACAUCGGUGUGUGUUCGCAGUAUUUGCAUCGUUGGUUCAAUGCAGACGGCAACCCAGACGGCAGCGCACGGAACGAAAGCGAACAGAAGGGGAAUAUAGGAAAAUAUAUCCCGCUCAAUACAUUCUGGAAGAAACAUUCUCUUGACGUCAGUUCACUGUGUGAUUUUUUUAAAGGUGACGGAAACGUUCGAAAAUGUCAAACUUAAAUGUUUGGAAUGCUAAUACGAAAUGAAACACACACGUACUGCAUUUUUCACCUAUUUCUAAAUUUUUCAUUUGAAAGGUUUAGUCGACACAACUAGUGGGCUUUCGUUUUUCAAAUGGGAAUAUAGUGGCGCCCUGCCAAUCGAAACAAAGAUGUGAUUGGACCGAGGAGUCUUGUGUUGCAUAAUUUUGCCCAAGGGAAUUUAAAUACGGACGUGUGACCGGCCUGAGCUACCAUCUAUCUACUAAUUCCCCUUGAACAGCUUUUCAAUCAAUGUUGAAAUUUCUAUCAGUGCGGGAGUCAGGUCAUAGAGCAUGGUGAACUCAGGAGGUCGAGAGUGCUGGCGGGGAGUCUCGGCAGAGCGUCUUCAACCCCAAACUUGCAAAUGCGGUGGCCGGGAUCCACCGCCCUUUAAUUUGGUCUUUCCAAUUUCGGCGGGUGCAGAAUUCUCAACUGUAGCGCCCCCAACGUGGGCCAACAAUACCCUGUUUCCUCUGCAGACGACAGUGCUGCCGACUGGAGUGUGGAGAACGGGUGAAGGGGCCAGUGGCGGUGGUGAUGCUGCAACUAUUUCUUCAUCAGCCGCACCAUCAGGAGGGAACUCAGCAGCAUGGCACAACUUACAUCCAAGAUCUGUGGCACUGCUGAUAGGAGCAAGUAUCAUGCUUAUCGUUAUCAUCCUCUUCCUUGGCUGCCUUUUGUUUUGCUUCACGAGAAAGAAGAAAAAGAAACGACAUGAUGACGUGCGAAGAUCUAGGCCUGAUGGAUGUGAAGCUGACCGAGUCCCUUGCGACUUACCUACUGUCAACGACCAACCGAAGAACAAAAACGAGUUUCCUCUAUUGCAAAUCGAUCAACCAACACACCCCAACCAUGAAAUACCACCAACACGAGAUGUGUCAUCGGGCACCGAUUCACCAUUCGUGGUCAGAAAUUUCCCUAUGUUGAGAACAGUCAAAUCUGCCGUUGUCGGCAUCAGAUCAUCACCGAAGAAAGUGGCAAGACCUGUCAGCCGACAUGACUCGUCAGCUCCGCUCGUCGAACAUCAAGCCUCAAUUUUUCGUGAUAGGUGGAAGAAUGGAUCGCAGAGAAAUGGUAAAGACGACAUGGACGAUAACCGUUUAUCAACAGACAUUGAUAAUUCUGAUCUGCGAUAUCCCGAGCGUAGAGAUCGCUUGAUGACGCUGAAUGAGAACGAUGUAGGUGUACCAAAUGGCAAGCUAUCCACCAAGAUAGAAACACUGCCAUCUAAGAUGUAUCCUGCACAAAGAAUUAUGGGAAGUCCGUCUCGAAAGAGUCCCAAUAAGAGACCUGAUUCAUCAACACCUCUAUUUGAUAGCGAUUCAGUAUCAAGUUCUGAAGCAUGACAAAGAGUUAAGCUACUACUUCGAAUGUCAUAGUACACCUUGAAGGCCUUCUAUGACUCUUCUUGAAUAGAUACUGCAAUAAUUAUGUUGAUUUUUUUUUUUCAAGUCUAGAAUAAGUUCUGUUGGAAAAUUAAGAUCGUCCUUUCCGAUGUCAACGUACAUACUAACAAGACAUCUGAAAUUAUUAAGGAUAAGAAAUGCAAUAUGUUUCAUUAUUAAACAAUAUCUUCCUUACUUCAGCAAAGAAAGUUUGAUAAAAUAACUGUACACCCUUCCGUCAGGAGAAGUCUAAAGUCUCUACUUGAUGGCGGCAGGUCUUUCAGAGAAAGUGACCAGAGAAUACUUCCAUAUCUCACUUUAUUUAUAUCCCUGGCUGUAAGGAGCUCUUCCGGGGCAGUAGUCUCCUCCAAAAAUGUUAUUGUUACAAAAUGAUUCUGGACUUCACAGAUUAAAGAUCGUUUAGAAUCACCUUAUUAAUUCGUAUUUAUCAACGGAGUUCAUAAUUAUUUCGGCCGUAAUGUUUCAGGUAUAGGCCUGAUCAUGAGACUGAAGUAAAAAAUAUUUCAGAAUCAAUCGAAAAGCAGCAUGAGAAACCAUUAAAACUUUUUUAAUUGAGGUGAAUACAGAUAACAUGAAAUGAAACUCAAAUCUAAAAUGAACUCAACAUAACGAAGUAGAUUUGUUAAAUUACGUAUUGUAUCCGGGUCCUUAUUUUUUUCGCCUUCAGCAGCUUAUUUUUAAAAGGUUAAUGUAGUUCUCAGUGUGAAAUCGAUAAAUAUGUUUUACUUCUAUUGAAGAGCUGUUAAAAGAAAAAUACCAUUACAAACUUUUAUAAUCAGAUUUCCAAAAACGGAAAAGAUAUCAGACAUCACCCCCACCAAACACAAUCUUCAAAACGUUCAUAGGACAGAGCUUGCACAAAUUAAUCAGUGAAAACAUAUUUUAUGUCUUAUAUUUAACUCCAGUCCUGAAGCAAUAUCGCUGCGACAUUAUGCGGUAAUAGUAGAAAAGCUACGACAUUAUGCGUCUAGUCGGGCGCUCUCGGCAUAAUGUCGCUAUCUGCGACAUUAUGCGUUGGUGCAUGUGACAUGCGUUGCUGCGACAUUAUCGGUUGUAACAGGCCUUUGGUAUCUGAUCGCGUGGUUUCUACGUGAUAUUUUUGGGGUAGAAACUUCUAUCUGCAAAAUAAAUUGUACAUACUUCAUGUGCAAUCUCACUCGGCCUUUAAGCCCCUUUCACAAUUGACGUACGACAUGUUUAACGAUUUUUCCUGUUGCACGAUCGAUCUCUUGGUGUCUUGCGAACACUCGCAGUCGUUGUACACGAUCGCACGAACUCGAGGUGGUCGUGACUGGUCGCAUCUGAACUUUGAAGAUGUUCAAAAUCCAAACGCGAUCAAAUACGAUCGAUUCACUCGCAUCAGAUCGUACCAUCGGUCUGGAGAUCAUUGUGUGAGUGUUGUUCAACGUUGUACGACUUGAUGCGAGAGGUGGCCCAACUAAGUAGUCACAUUUAGUCGACUGGAGGUCGUACAACACUUGCACAUGUGCUAGCGACCUAUAGAGACCAGUCUUGCGACUGGGUGCGAUAAUAUAUAGGCCAUAAGACUGUUUCAAGACCGAUCGCAAAACGGCUUACAACAUUGCACUACCGUUGCAUUCCCAUGUACAUGAUGUAUGCGACCGUUCCACUCGCAAUCCCUCGUGCAACACUCGCAUGUGAUCGCACGAGCACAAUAAGAGCAUAUAUGCGACUUACUCGUGCAACGGGGUUUACUGGUUGUUUUAGUUGUACGACACCUGUUGCAUUUGUGAAAGCCUCUGUGCGAUCUUAUGAGAUGACUUGCGAUUGAUGCCUGUUGCAGCUUGUCGCACUACCAAAAGGUCGCAAAUGGUCGUACGUCAAUUGUGAAAGGGGCUUUAGUGAUACGUGAGUGUCAACUAUCUAUUUGUUAUUGUUUUCUCUUUAAAUUUUUGUCAAGUUUACAAAGGGACUCCGAACAGGGCAGAAUACUAGAACAUUCUCGUGCUAAAUAUUUAGAAAGUAUUCGGAUAAUUUGUUGAGAAACUCAUACUAAACUGUUAAAUAUUGAAACUAUUUCGACACAUUGUGUUCAUAAUAGCACAAUGGCGUUAUUCAAAGUACCCUCGUCUGUCUUGCGUGCGUGAAUAGUUUGCAUUUUGUAUAAUAACAUAAUCGACAAAAUUCUUUUGUAUUUAGCGUUCUCGUGAUUUUUUUCUGUCCUGAUGCGUUAAGUCCCUAAUAUUAACGGGUAACCAUAAUUAUCAGGAACUUCCUGAAACAGAAAGGUAACCUUCCUGCUUUUAGAUUCGAGAACAGUGAUGAAACUUAACCAUCCCUUUCGGAUAUUCCUAUUGCGUAUGUAGGAUCAUGGUAUAUAUUCAUUGCAUUAUUAAGAGACAAAAUUUUGUGUUGGUUCUUUCCAUUUUGAUCUGUGAUCGGAACGUGAGGAUGCAUCAUGCAGCCCAAGUGUAUCUUUCAUGUGGGAAAUAUUUACAUGUUAAACAUGGCACAUAAGUGCUGGGGCGAGCAUUCUCGACUUGGUUUUUAUAAGUACCGUUUAGAGAACUAAUGGCGCAGUCAAAUUUUCCCUAGUAAGGUGAGUCGAAAAGAGCCAUUUUAACAUUUUUUGUGCUAUCUACAUAAUAGGUGGUUUAGAUAGAAAUGAAUAAAACGGCUGUUUUUGACUCGCCGUACGGCCGCCGUAGGGAAAAUGUGACUGCAUCAUUAUAGACUCCCUAACUGUUUUGUAAAGUCCUUAUGGUAUCAUAGAAAAUAUUUCUUUCAUUAUGCUGUCAUGUGCCUGCAUUGUUUAUCAAUACCCAUGGAAUCUUAAAUCAUUAGAUCAGGUAUCGGUUUUUCACCUAACAUACCUUUUUACAUUUUAUUGCCUUCACAGUUUUUCGGGGAAAAUCAUCUCUAGCUAAACCAAAGAAAUCAUACCCAUGAUAAUUGAAUACCUCAAUAUCGCCUUGAAAGUGUUCAUGGUUAUGUGUUGAAGUAGGAUUAUGAAAGAAUGCCCUAAUUUCACUGACUAGUAACCUUAACAUGUUCAGUGUUGACAAAAAAAUUAUAUUAUAAUCAAUCAUUAAAUCUUGACCCAUUUCGACUAAACGUAUUUCAAUCAGAGAGACGUUGGUUCGAAUCCCAGUCAUGUUUUCUUUCAGCAAGAAAUUUACAAACAUUGUGCUGCACUCAACCCAGGUGAAGUAAAAGAGUACCAGGCAGGAAUAAUUCCUUGAAUGCGCCAAGCGCCUUCAGCAACUGGAGCUAUAGCCGGGGUUAAUGCGCCAUUGAAUAGGCAAAUAGAUAAUCGGUGCCUCAUAAAAUAAUGAUAUAUAUAUUAUUAGUAGUACACCCGGAGAAAAUAUUGCUUCGUUAUUUCAGUCACUACAGUGUAUAAUGAAGAUAUAUUACCGCAACCAAUCUUAGGUUAUCUGGUGUUUACAUAUUGUAUUUACAUUAUCAUGACAAUACUAAUGAUGAUAAUAUUCACUUCUUGUAAUGAAAGCGCGCUUCACGUACAAUUUAACAAUAACUUCAUUUUGCAUAAUGUAUUAGAAAAAAAACGAUUGCGUUUCCCUUGCAAGCCUUUAUAAGAUUUGCAGGCCUAUUAAUAAUGUAUUUAGAACCGCUCUAAAUCACCAAGUUAUUACAUUGAUCAGUUUCAAUACCCACUGGGCAUGCUGGGUAUUUAAUUUCAUUUAGUCUUAACUUAAAGAGAAACUGAAAGAGAUCUUUAAAGUAACCAUGUUGCCCUCUUCUAAAGACUCGGGCCAAUAUGAUUCUGUCGCAGGCAAUAUAUUUGAUAUUCCCCUCAAGGCCAGUUAUAAAUGUUUACCUAGUUUGCUUUCAUUUGUAUGUCUUUAUAGGGAAUAUAAAUAGUACAUGUAAAUCGCCACUUCAUUCGAAUGACUCUCUUUUCUCCAUACGAAGUUUUUGAACACUUCACAGGCUCAUCUUGAUAGUGGAAAUAGGCCCAUACCAAUGUAUGUUGGCUGUGAAAAAGGAUGAUUGACACUUUAAUUUAUUAACCAAUAAUAUUGCGUUUUGAUAAAAGCCAUUAUGACGAAUAGAAACUUUUAUUAAUGAUGUAUUAUGGUGUGUAUGGUAUUUUUUUUGCUUUGUAAAUAGUUGUCACUAUUUAUUACAAAAUCAUAAUUGUCUAUGUUUAGAAAGUUUUGUUUUCUAUUAAAAAACAGUCAAGAGAAAUAAUAAUUAUCUAGCUUAUUUGCAAUUAUUGUGAAAAUAAUGUGCCUUUAUAAACCAUGUUUCAUAAUACCCAAGUUUAAGUCCUUGUUUGAUUCUUUAUUGUCUCCUUUGCCAUACCGCAAGUUUUGAACGAUUACGUAAUAUCGAUCGUAAAGUAAAUCACGCGGCUGCGUUUCAAGGUUUCAAAGACACUCGAGUUCAAAUCUGUUUUCGUCAAUCAUAAAUAAGGACAUCUUUAAAAACACAAGUAUACAUGAAACGCUAAAUAAGAUGCGUUUUGAAAGGUUAUUCUGCAGAAUAAAAUACGUAAAAGGUCAAGUCUACUUACCAAAACAAUAAGUUGAUUUGAAUGAAAAGACAAAAAUCAAACAAGUUUAACGCUUAAAAUGUCAUCAAAUGCAGACGUAAAAUAAGAAAGUUAUGACCUUUUUAAAGUUUGCACAAUAUCCGACAAAACAAUUAUAACAUGUAUAUGCAUAUCCUGGUCUUUAUGCAAAUGAGGGAAUUGAUGACGCCACCCUCACUAUUUCUUUUGAAUGUUAUUAUUACGAAAUUGUGAAAAUGUGAAACAAAGUCUGAUUUAUCCCUGAACAUGUUGAAUUGACAUUGUUUUAACAUAUCAUGAUUUGGUGACGAUUCUUGUUAUUAUCAAGUCUGCAAAAUGAAAUAUGAUUAAAAUACAUGUAAUAAAAUACAAAACAGAAGAGUGACAUCAUCCACUAUCACAUUUGCAUAUCACUGUGUUUCCCCCUUAACUGUGUUGUGAAAAAUAAGAAAACUUUUUGUUAAGUAUCAUAACUCUCUUAUUUCAAAUCCGGGUCUCAUAAAUUUUUGGUGUUAUAGGCCUACUGGUGGGUGUUAUUUUUUUUCUUUUAAUUCAAAUCAACUAUUUGUUGGGGUGGACAUAACCUUUAAGAUUCGGCUGAGCCCAGCCCAACAUAGGUGUUAAACAUUUUUCUUCGGCGAACCUUCUCUCGUUUAUUCAUUUGGUACACAUCGAGUAAACCUACCUCUUGGGUCAAAUUCGCUUAUACAUGUAGAGAUGUGUUUGAACGUCUAGCCUCUAUACUGUGCUUGUAAAAUAAUUUGCGAUUCACGUUUGUAGUACUAGUAUAAAAUUUCGCGUGUCUUUACUACAACUUUAGUAUCUCUUUUUUUUUACUCAUUGUGUAUUGUCCUUGUCAUCCUGAAAACGUCAAGUUAUUUUCUUGGCGGUUUUAAUAAAUUAUUAUUUAUCUA
This is a messenger RNA of Lytechinus pictus (painted urchin), 7063 nucleotides long. RefSeq lists its product as uncharacterized. The transcript has 4 exons. Lineage: Eukaryota; Metazoa; Echinodermata; Echinoidea; Temnopleuroida; Toxopneustidae. The coding region runs from base 539 to 1591 and encodes 350 amino acids. The record is from RefSeq and is a predicted model, not a curated record.